This is a messenger RNA of Hyla sarda, 2464 nucleotides long. RefSeq names its product OTU deubiquitinase 1 (gene OTUD1). Gene Ontology annotation, molecular function: cysteine-type deubiquitinase activity. Gene Ontology annotation, biological process: protein deubiquitination. The transcript has a single exon. Bases 241 to 1179 code for a protein of 312 amino acids. The record is from RefSeq and is a predicted model, not a curated record. Lineage: Eukaryota; Metazoa; Chordata; Amphibia; Anura; Hylidae.
CCAUGAAUCAUUUUGUAUCCAUUGUUGUCUUGUUGUGUAACCUUCACCCACAAGUAGAUAGUAUCUGGGGGUAUUUUUCCUUGGCAUGAUGUAGCAGUAUUACUAUCAGUCAUUAUUUAGGAGGGUGACACAGUGAUAACGUGUGGGCUAUAUUUACACCCACCCCGGUGAGUACUGUGUAUAUAAAUACGGCAGCAUGGCUCAGGCCAUUGACACAAACAGCGCAGCUCCUCCCGCACCAUGCCCGCCUUCUCCUACCUCCCCCAGGCGCAGGGCAGCGCUCACACCCACUUCAGACCCAUGUGCAGCCAGGAGAGGAUCGUGCCAAUCCGCCUCCUCCAGCCAAGAUUUGGGAGGUCGGGGUCCAGCAUGCAGCUAUCUGCCCCCCAUCUCCAGAAGAGCCAGGAGUGCCAGGCCCAGCCGCAGCCAUCCUCCUCCCCCCCUUCAGACCUCCAUACAUGGCUGAGCGAUAUGGUGCAGCAGGAAAGCAUCAGGCCGGAGGAGAGCAGCCGAUACUGGCGGCCCAGCACCAACAGCUCCCCCUCCCUGCCGCUGGCAGAUCAGGGCCCCAGGGGCCCCGCGGAGUCCUCCCAGGAGCGCCUGGCUUUGCAUCUGGCCGAGUUGGAGAAGCAGGACAAGUAUCUGCGAGAGAAGAACCGAUAUCGCUUCCACAUCAUCCCCGACGGUAAUUGCUUGUACCGAGCGAUCAGUAAGGCCAUGUACGGCGACCAGAGCCUGCACUCCGAGCUCCGGGAGCGCACCGUGCACCAUGUGGCCGACCACCUGGACACCUUCAACCUGAUCAUCGAGGGGGACAUCGGGGAGUUCCUGAUCAACGCCGCCCAGGAUGGAGCCUGGGCCGGGUACCCAGAAUUACUAGCCAUGAGCCAAAUGCUCAAUGUCAACAUCCACCUGACCACUGGAGGUCGCCUGGAGUGCCCCACUGUGUCCACCAUGGUGCACCACCUGGGGGCAGAGGACCCCUCCAGGCACAGCAUCUGGCUAAGCUGGCUCAGCAAUGGGCACUAUGAUGCUGUCUUUGGGGAACCCUUACCCAAUCCGGAGUAUGAGAGCUGGAGCAAGCAGAACCAGGCCCAGAGACACCGAGACCAAGAGCUGGCCAAGUCCAUGGCCCUUUCCCUGUCCAAAAUGUACAUUGAGCAGAACUCUUGUUCCUGAGAUGUCUCCUUCUAAACCUUGAGCAGAUGGACCUGGACAAGGUGGAACCCCAACCCUUCAAUCCUUGAGGAAAAGGACCCUCUAACCCUGACCACACAAGGGGCCUAAAACCCCUCCAGCACUUUAAACCUUCUUCUUGCCCCCCCCCCCCUUCCCCUUAGACUUGAGGCCUUAUGGUUUGUUUAUUGUGUAGUUGUACCCUCGGAUAAUAAACUCCAUGUGCUAUUUAUACUGUGUCAGAUCCAUUGACAAGAUGUCUCUCUGAUAUUAAAAAAAAAAAGCGAUUCUAUUUGUACAAAAAGUCUAUUUUGCUACAUUUUGUUUGUUUACUAUUCGCCUUGUUGUGGAGAACUGGAUACUUUGUAUCGGUCUGGGCGGAGGGGGUGGGGCAGCAGCAUGGCGAUAUCUCCUUUCUUCUGUGUUGCAGCUCAGUAUUUAUUAAUCCGAUUCCUAUUUUUCAAGUUUUUAGUUUUUUUUUUUGUAAUGUUUUAUGGGAUUUCUAUGUACAUUCUAGUGACAUUCCUUGUUUUUAGUUUUGGAAUGAAUAAAUUUUCUUAACUUUUGUUUUUCAAUCAGUGUUGUUUGUUCUUAACCCCUUUGUCUGGCGGCAGAGAGAUGGUCCUGCAGUAGGUGGCAAAGUGCGGCCUGUUCAGACUGCGCAUUUUGGACAGUGUGUGCCUCCAGCUGUUGCAGAACUAGAAUUCUCAGCAUGCCCAGACAGCCUUUUGAUGUCUGGGGAUGCUGGGAGUUGUAGUUUUGCAACAGGGAAACAUUGCGUUAGAGUAUUUCUCGGUUCUACUCCUUGGUAAAAAUAUUUUGUGUUGACAUAGCCUUACAGCAGUGUUUUCUAAACAGUGUGUCUCCAGCUGUUGCAAAACUACAAUUCCCACGGCUGUCCGGGAAUGUUGGGAGUUGUAGUUUUGCAACAGCUGGAGACACACUGUUUGGAAAACACUGCCUUACAGUGUUAUGCAAUGGUGAUUUAUAAACCAUUGUAUUCGUGUUAUACAAUGGUUUGGAAAUCCCUGCCUUAGGGUGUUACACAAUGGUUUCAUGCUGGAAGUUGUAGUUUUGCAACAGCUGGAGGCAUCGUGUUUGGGGAAACACAAACAACUGAGUAUUUCUCAGUUAUGGUGCCACUCCUUGAUGAAAUACUGUGUGUUCACAUAGCCAUACAGCAGUGUUUAUUCCAAAUAUGGUUUCUUCAGCUGUUGCAAAACUACAACUCUCAGCAUGCCCUUUUACUAUCUGGGGAUGCUCGGAGUUGUAGUACUGGGAAACAUUG